AUGGCUUCCGCGGGUUUUCGAGAUUCCAUCAACUCCCUGGGCUGGAGUCGUCGUCAAGAUGCGCCCAUCACAACUUCACAACAGUCAUCUGGCCUCUUGUCCUCUCUCCAGAGUCUGAAUCCUUUCCAGGAUCGUGGAUAUACGAUUCUUCCCACAUCGGAAGGUCCUGGAGCACCUCUGCCGGCGCCCAGUCGGCGUGAAGAAGAGGAAGGCUGGUUCGUUUUGAGUCGAUGGGACCGCAUGCUGGUAUUUGCCUUUUGCAAUCUCGCUGCCGCUGCCUGUUUCGUCAUCUGCUUCACCCUCUUCCCUGUCCUGUCUCUGAGACCACGCAAAUUUGUGAUUCUAUGGACGGUUGGAUCGGCACUCUUCCUGGCAUCUUUUGCUGCCAUAAUGGGACCUAUGAAUUACAUCUAUCACCUUUUCUCCGCGCCUAGACUGCCCUUUACCGCUGCCUACUUUGGAUCCAUAGCAAUGACCCUCGUGUUUGCUAUCAAGGUCCAUAGCACCAUCCUUACCCUUUUCGCGUCUUUGAUUCAACUUGCUGCCCUGCUUUGGUAUCUGGUCAGCUAUUUCCCGAUGGGCUCCACGGGUUUGCGCCUGGCCACUUCGUUCGGAGCAAGACAAGCGACUGCAUGGCUUUCUGGGUAAGUGCUGGCCAAUACAUGUUAGCAAGCGGGGUUCCAUCAUUCCACCGAUAUGAAAGUGCUCCCCAUGAUGCUCCUCUGAUAGGAUUUUGUUACUUUAUUUUAUAAUGCUUAUGGAUACAUGUA
Molecule: messenger RNA, 770 nt
Organism: Trichoderma atroviride IMI 206040
Lineage: Eukaryota; Fungi; Ascomycota; Sordariomycetes; Hypocreales; Hypocreaceae
Biological process (GO): vesicle-mediated transport
Cellular component (GO): membrane
Source: RefSeq, a predicted model, not a curated record